AUGGCGAAUAGAAAAGAAAACAAAGAAAUGAUAACAAUUGUUUGGUACGAUUCCAAUAUUGAUUCGUACAAGCAAACAGAAAAUAUCAACGAACGAUUACGUCAAAUCAAUGAUUACGUUCUAUAUUAUAAUGAACUUGAGCCUUUCAAAAACGAUAUCGAUUUCAUGGACAACGAGAAGAUUUUCUUAAUUACGUCUAGUCUUAAUGCUUCUCAAGUCAAUAAACUUCCGCAAAUCAAUGCUAUUUUCAUAUUUGAUUUCGAGAAAACCCCGAGUACAGAAUUCGAUUGUGAACGUGAACGAACCAUUGGCAUUUUUAAUGAAUUAGACAAUUUGUAUUCAUCAAUUCAACAACAAAUCGAACUGAAUAAUGAAUUAUUUCAAACGUUCAGCUUCUUGGAUCAAUCUGAAUAUUCAAUACAAGAUCUAUCGAAACAAACAUCCAAUUUAUUUUGGUAUCAACUUUUCAAUGAUGUUAUUUUACGGUCAUCACAUGGCCAAGUAGUCAAGAAUGAAAUGAUCGAUGCAUGUCGUCAAUAUUACCAAGACAAUUUAGAAUAUAUGAAAUUAAUUGACGAAUUCGAACAUGAAUAUCGUUCAGACAAAGUUAUUGAAUGGUAUUUAAAAAGAUCGUUUCCCUACAAAAUCAUUAAAAAAGCAUUACAAACAAGAGACAUGGACCAAUUGAAUAUAUUGAGAUAUUUCAUGGGUGAUCUUGUGCAAAGUUUUACACGACAAGAUCAAAACAAGAGUCAAUCUGAAAAUCUCACUGUCUAUCGAGGUUUGAAAUUAUCGAACGGUCAACUUGAAGAAUUGAGAAAAAACGUAGGAAAACUUCUUCUAACUAAUGGAUUCAUAACAGCAACUGUACUGCGUUCAAAUGCAUUGAAGUUUGCCAGAAAAUCAAUCCAAUCAACAGAUAUUGUCGAUGCUAUUUUAGAAAUCGAGUUAACUACAAAAGAUGUUAACAAACAUGUUCUCGUUACUGACAUGGACAAAUGCGCAGAGUUUGCCAGUCAAGAUGAUAUUGUUUUUGAUUUAGCUGCUGUAUUUCAUUUAGAUAAUAUUGAAUUCCAUGAAAAUAUUUGGAUUAUUAAAAUGAGUAUUUCGACCGAAGAGAAACUUAUUCUGGAAAAAUAUAUCAAAGAUACACAUAAAAAAAAUAAUAAUUUAAGUAUUCCCAUUCUAUUCGGACGUCUGAUGUUGGAUAUGGGCCAUUGGAAUCAGUCACAAACAUAUUUCGAACGUUUGCUAAUCGAUGCAAACGAUCUAGAUCAAGCAUGGAUAGAACAUAGCCUCGGUGAAAUUCAUUCAUGCAAAUCAGAAUGGCCUGUUGCACAUCAAUAUUAUGAUCGUGCUUACGAUCGAAUGAACGAUCCGAAACAAGUGCAUAUCAAAGACUCAGCUCUGGUACUUUCAGAUAUUGGAGAGACUCUCUAUGCAGAAGGAAAAUACGACGAAGCUAUGAGUUUUCAUACACGAGCAUUAACCAUUCGAAAGGAAAACUUUCCUCCAGAUCAUGUACAUAUCGCUACAAGUCUACGUAAUAUUGGUGAUAUUUUAUCUGAGCAAAAAAGAUACAACGAAGCAUAUGUAAAUUUUCAAGAAUCAUUAAAAAUAUUGGAGAAAUAUUACAAUGGUUCUCAUAUUGAUAUGGCCAAGUGUCUGAUCUCGAUUGGACUCUACUUUCGUGAACAAAGAGACCAUAAAAAAGCUCUUGAGUAUCAUCAACAAGCAUUAUCAAUCUACGAACGAUACUAUCCUUUAGGUCAUGUGUCUAUGGCAUCAACGCUCAAUAAUAUUGCAUACAUUCUAUUUAGACAAGAUCAAUGUGAUGAAGCCAUCGCUACUCAUCAUCGAGCAUUAAAAAUGCAAAAGAAAUGUUAUCCAUUUGAUCAUAUUAAUAUUGCUGACCACCUGUGUACAUUGGGUAUACUUAACUAUGCAUUAGACAACUAUGAAGCUGCUUUAGAAAAUUUUCAACAAUCAUCAAGUAUUCACCAACAAUAUUAUACUUCCGGUCAUGCUGAACAAAUAUGUGUUUUGAAUAAUAUUGGCAUUGUAUUGGGUAAGUUAGAUAAGUUUAAUGAUGCUAUGGAUUAUCAUCGUCAAGCCUUAGCUAUACAAGAGAAAUAUUAUCCAUCGUACCAAGGCACCGUAGCAGAGACACUCGAUUUAAUUGCAGUAGCUCUCGACAAUCAAAUGAAAUACGAAGAAGCUUUAUCUUAUCAUCGGCAAGCGUUAACAAUACUAAACAACUACUAUUCAAUGAAUCAUGCGGAUAUAGCGUUUACACUCGCAUACAUCGGUGACGUAUUGGCUCAGCAAGAAAAGUUCGAUGAAGCUCUAGAAUCGUAUCAACAAGCUUUGACGAUACUCGAAAAGUCUUGUCCAUAUUCUCUUAAUGAUAUUGCAAAUAGUUUAACUCUUAUUGGUUUUAAUUUCGUUAAUCAAAACAAGUUCGACGAAUCGAUCGAAUAUUUUCAAAAAGCACUAGAAAAACAAAAGUGCUAUUAUGGCUCUGAUCAUCCCAACAUUGCGAAUACACUUAUUAACAUAGGCGAUACACUUCGUUGUCAGAAAAAGUUUGAUGAAGCCAUCGAAUAUCAUAGAAAGGCAUUAGCUAUUCAAGAGAAAUACUAUCCUCUAGGACAUUCUAGUAUUGCUACCACGAUGAAUCAAAUUGCUUUCAUAUUGGAAGAUGAAAAUAAGUACGAUGAGGCAUUUCAUUAUUAUCAACAAGUAAAUUCAGUACUUACAAAACUGGAAAAGAAUUAUCCAUCAUAUCAAUUACAGAUUGCUAAUAGUUUAAGAAAUAUUAGUAAUGUUCUAUAUUUACAAGAUAAGAACGAAGAAGCUUUUGAAUAUCAACAACGUGCAUUAUCGAUCAGAGAAAAAUUUUUACCACCUGAUCAUGCUGAUAUUGCGAAUAUCUACAUAGACAUUAGUCGCAGUUUGCAUGAGCAAGGAAAAUAUGCUGAUGCACGUGAAUUUCAACAGCGAGCUUUAGCAGUGCAAGAAAAAUUCAAUCCAUUAAAUCAAUUGCAUAGAGCUGCUAGAUACAACGAAAUUGGUCAUACGUUUGCUCGUGAAAAAAACUACGACGAAGCCAUUCGUUUCUAUCAACAAGCAUUAGACAUCCGAGAGAUAUUUGAUCCAACGAGCCAUAAUGACAUUGUCAUUCUACUCAAUAACAUUAGCGAUGUAUAUCAGCAGCAACUAAAAUACGAUGAUGCACUCGUCUGUCAAAAACGAGCAUUACGAAUACGUGAAAUUGGCGAUCCAUCAAAUUGUUCACAUGUUGCAAAUAUUCUUAACAAUAUCGGUAAUAUUCUUCGAGAACAACAAAAGUAUAAUGAAGCUCUUGGUUACUAUCAACAAGUAUUGGCAAUUUGGGAAGAAUUUUAUUCGUCGGAUCAUAGAAAUAUAAUAACUUGUCUUAAUAAUAUUGCUCGUGUAUUUAGCGACGAAGAAAAAUAUAAUGACGCGCUCGUCUAUCGACAACGCGUAUUAACAAUAAGAGAAGAACAUGAAUCGUCAGAUUAUCAAGAAAUUGCCAAUGAUCUUAACAACGUUGCACAUACUUAUUUGAAUCUGAAUGAAUACGAUAAGGCUCUCGAAAUGUAUCAACGAGCACUUUCCAUUAGAGAACAGUUUUGUACAUCCAAUCAAGUUGAUAUUGCUGAUAGUCUAGAAAACAUCAGUCAUCUUCGACAACAACAACAAAAAUAUGACGAAGCAGUCGAUUUAGCUCAUCAGGCUCAGAAAAUCUAUGAGACAUUAUAUCCAGAUGGCCAUCUUAGUAUAGUUUCGUGUCUUGAUCGUAUCGGACGUAUUUUAAGCCAACAAGAACAGUACGAGAAAGCGUUCGAAUGUCAAGAACAAGCAUUAGCGAUCAGAGAAAAAUGUGAUCCAAAUAAUCAUGCAGAUAUUGGUCGAUCUAUCAACGAUAUGGGUGUCAUGUUGUAUCAUCAAGGCAAAUAUGAUAAAGCUUUUGAGUUCUAUCAAAAAGCACUAAUACACUAUGAAGAAGAUUAUCCUUCUAGUUGUGUGGGUAUGCUCACUACAUUGGUUAAUAUUAGUUUAAUUUAUAGAAUGCAAUCAGACUACGAUGAAGCUCUAGAUACACUACGGCGAGUAUUAAUAAUUCGGAAGGAGCGUUGUCCAUUGGAAUAUUCUAGCAUUGCCAAAAAUAUCCAAGACAUGGGCGACAUAUUCUAUGAACAAUCUGAAUAUGAAAAUGCUUUUGAAUCUUAUCAAGAAGCAUUAUUCAUAAUAGAAAAACAUUACCCGAUGGAUCAUAUAGAAAUAGCCAGUUGUCUACAAUCGAUGGCAGUUAUGUGCAAUGCAACGGCAGAUUUCGAUCGUGCUAUUCAAUGUUUUGAACGGUGUCUAUGCAUUAGAGAAGCAAGUUUACCUAAAGACGAUCGAUCAAUUAUCGAAACUCUUAUGUACUUGAGUCAAGUGCAAAGAAAUCAAAAUCAACACAAACUAUCGUUGACAUACGAAAUGAAUUGUUGUUUGAUGCGUAUGAAAUUUCUGCCAACAGAACGUGAAAGCAUUGGUGAUAGUUUAAUACAUAUGGCCAAAAGUUACGAGCAUCUCAAUAAGCCCAAACUGGCACUUGAUUAUUACAAGCAAGCACUGAAUUUAUACAAGGAUUAUUUACCCGAUGGACAUGAAAAUCAAAUAGAUAUGGAAAUUAAUAUCGAACGGCUAACAAAAGAAAUGGCAGCAUAG
Messenger RNA from Rotaria socialis, 4740 nucleotides. NCBI's taxonomy places the organism in Eukaryota, Metazoa, Rotifera, Eurotatoria, Philodinida, Philodinidae. The record is from the annotation of a GenBank genome assembly.